This is a messenger RNA of Beta vulgaris subsp. vulgaris (sugar beet), 1854 nucleotides long. RefSeq names its product ADP-ribosylation factor GTPase-activating protein AGD5. Bases 118 to 1557 code for a protein of 479 amino acids. Gene Ontology annotation, molecular function: GTPase activator activity. The transcript has 11 exons. The record is from RefSeq and is a predicted model, not a curated record. Lineage: Eukaryota; Viridiplantae; Streptophyta; Magnoliopsida; Caryophyllales; Amaranthaceae.
UGUUGUAAAAUUUCUAUAGUAGGAGGUUGUCUUGUCUUGUUGAUUUACCCAAGUCAGACCACAAAACAAAUUCAUCCCUCAAAAUUUCUGAUCCUUCUUUCUCUUCUUCUCCCAAUAAUGAACGAGAAGGCUAACGUUACUAAGGAGCUCAACGCCAGGCACCGCAAGAUUUUGGAAGGGCUUCUUAAGUUGCCAGAGAAUAGGGAAUGUGCCGAUUGCAAAGCCAAAGGUCCAAGAUGGGCGAGUGUGAACUUGGGAAUCUUUAUAUGCAUGCAGUGCUCUGGGAUUCAUAGAAGCCUUGGGGUCCAUAUCUCAAAGGUGAGAUCGGCAACACUUGAUACAUGGCUUCCGGAGCAGGUUGCGUUCAUUCACUCCAUGGGAAACGAGAGAGCUAACAGUUACUGGGAAGCAGAGUUGCCUCCCAAUUAUGAUCGAGUUGGAAUUGAGAACUUCAUCCGUGCAAAGUAUGAUGAAAAGAGAUGGGUGUCAAGAGAUGAAAGACAAAGAUCACCAUGUGGUGGAGGUGAAGAAUAUGUGCCUCCGCAUCAAUCAAAAUUGGAGGAGAGGAAUGGGCAUGUGUAUACUAAUAAACAUGUAAAUGUGAAUGAGGAGAGGAAAAACACACUUCCUCCUAGUACGAGGGAGACUAGAUCAGCAGGAAGAAUUAGCAUCCCAUCCCCUCCCAAAGGAAUUGAACAGGCUGCUCCAGCUCCCCUGCCCCAACAUGAGAUCCAGAAACCUGAAGCAGCUGUUCAAGAAUCAGAAAUGACGAAGCAGGUGGCUAAUCCAUCUUCAGCUGCUUCUCCUCCCAAAGUUGAUUUUGCAACUGAUCUUUUCAACAUGCUUUCCAUGGAUGAUUCUAGUGAAAUUCCUUCUGAAAGUGCCAAUAAUGAUGAUAAUGCUUGGGCUGGAUUCCAGUCUGCAGCGCAAGCAUCAACUUCUGAGAAAGCUGAUUUGAAGAAGGAUGUUGACUUUGGCAAAAAGUCUGCUUGUGGAAUUGAAGAUCUAUUCGGUGAUUCUCCUGCAUCUACGCCUCCAGUUAUGCAGCAACCACAGAAAGAUGUGAAAUCAGAUAUUAUGAGUCUUUUUGAGAAGUCCAACAUGGUGUCACCAUUUGCUGUGCGUCAACAGCAACUUUCUAUGCUGGCACAGCAACAGAGUCUUCUUAUGGCCGCGGCUGCUCAAGCAACUAAUGGGGCAUCAAAACCACCCGCCAAUAUGCAACAAUCUGGAUUAAAUGGCACCAAUAUGCCGGCUCAAAACUGGGCAAAUCUUGGGUAUCAAAUUCCUGGGUUAACUAUGCCUUUAGCAGGGCAGAAUGAAGUUGAAAAAUUAGUUCAGAUUGGGAACUCUCAGUCAAUGCACACAGCAGGGAGUCCUCCUUUUCCAGCAAUGGGUUUCUACCCUAUGAGUCAAGCUAUGCCUGCAAAUGGUGCAGCUGCUGUUGAAAUGAGCAACAAUCCUGCAGCAUCUGCAGCUACAAUGGGAACUUCAACGCAAAAGGCAAAUGAUUAUGACUUCUCGUCGUUAACCCAAGGGCUGUUUUCAAAGCGAUGAGUUGCACUUGGAAGACUUUGCCGUUCACGUUGUCCUAAUUAGGACAACAAAAGUUGCAAGUUUGAGAGCAUUUCCUCCUCCAUUGGUUGCUGUAAAAACUAUACGUAGGGAAGGUUCCAACUGUUUGGGAUUGGCUCUUUUGUAUGAUUCAUGCUUGAUAUGUAUUUUUUUUUUCUUUGGAUCAAUAAAGAUGAAUUUUGACAGACCAAAAUAUGUUGCAUCUUAUGCUUCAGCUUUUAUAAAUCUUUCAUAUAGAGGUAAUUCUGAUUAUUUAAUCAAGAAGACUGGUUUCCUGGA